AACGACGACGAUAUACGCUAGAAUUGCUUAGAUUUGUACAGUUUUUACCAUUUUUCAAAUACAAUUCAACGUUAUUGUUGUUGUGCCAGUUAAUUCUUUUCACUUUCCUGUGCAACAUGCCAACACAGGCCACAGCAGAUUGGCUAAUGGAUUGCGGUGACUGCCACUGUAAAUGGAAUUCGGGCAAAAAGACAGCAGAUUGUAAAAACCUAACACUAACCGGCGUACCCGAAAACCUCAGCAAUGAAGUACAAGUGCUGGACUUAUCUCUCAAUCGUAUAGUCUACCUGGAGCAGAAUUCAUUUCUCAAUGCCGAUCUCACCAAUCUACACAAAUUGUAUAUACGAAACAGUACUUUGCAGCACAUAGAUCCGCGCAGUUUUACCCAACUAGAGAUAUUGAUUGAAUUGGAUUUGUCGAAUAAUCUGCUGCAUUUGCUGCAGGCCAAUUUGUUUGCUCGUCUGGUCAAGGUGAGAGCCAUAAUCUUGAACGGCAAUCAGCUGGAGUCUUUGGGGGAUGGCAUAUUUCAAAAUCUAAAAUAUCUGCACAAGGUGGAGCUGAAGGACAAUCGUUUGGUCAAGAUAGCCACGCAGGUGUUUGUGAAUGUGCCGCUGCUGUCGCAAAUCUAUUUGAACAAUAAUCGUUUGAGUUUUUUACGCAAGGAGAGCUUUGAGUCUGUUAAACGUUUGACGGCAUUAUCAUUGGAUGGUAAUCCCUGGAAUUGCACCUGCGAGCUGCAAAUCUUUCGCGACUUUGUGCUGCGACGUAAUCUCUAUACCCCGCCCACCGCCUGUUACUAUCCCAGUUCAUUGAGAGGCAUGCUUUGGAUAGAAGAUCAACCCGAAGCUUUCGCCUGCAAGCCACGCAUCAUUUUCCCCGCCAAAGGAGCUUCCAUUAAUACCUCCAAAGAAAAUGUCACCCUAGUGUGUAGGGUGCAUGCUUCGGCCAAUACACACAUCUCCUGGGAUUAUGGCAGCAAAUCCAUGUACAAAACUGGCACCAGCCAAUUGGCGCCACCACCCCAGCAACAACUGCAGCAGCGCAUACACAUACAAAUCAUACAGGAUGAUAUGUCCAAGGAAAAAGAGUUUGGCCGCAAUGUCUACAUCUCACGUCUGACGAUAAUGGGAGCUGAAAAGUCUGAUGAGGGCACUUACACUUGCAUUGCCGAAAAUGCCGGUGGUAAAGAUAGCGUACAAAUGACUUUGCUCAUACAAAAGGCCGGAGCACGUGACAUGUUGCAGGGUAACCUGGCAGCCGUUAUAUCCCUAAUGGCUUUGGGUCUGCUGAGUGUAUCCGUAUUUCUGGCCAUGGUUACCUGUUGCAUAUACAAACGUUUCAUAGCCUCCGCCUCAGCUCAUCAGCAUCGUCAUCAUCAUCUCGACUUAAGUGGCAACGAUCCCCUGACCACCCAUGGCACAGUAGUGGCUAAUCAUGGCACCACCACUGUGGCCGGCAACACUGAUGUAAUGCUGGGUGUUGUCGAUGAUACGUUGAAAUAUAAAAAACACCAUCAUCAUCUGCAACAGACUACAAUAAAUGGGGGAACAACAUUGAUUAAGGAUAAAUAUAGUGAACUUAUAAAACACAACGGAGGUGGAGGUGUGGGAAUAGGCGGCAUUGGUGGUGGUAGUGGUGGUGAUAGCAUGGGUUCAGGCAAUUCACCUUUAAUGGAGCAAGAUGGCAGUAGUGGCGGUGGUGGUGGUGGCAAUGUUGGUAGUGGGAUGGUGGGUGGCAAAAUAAACUGUGAUGUACAAUUGGGUCAUAUGGAGAAGAAAUAUUACGAGCAGAGCAAUGAUGACAUGCUCCAUAUAAAAUAUCCACAUGGUCGAGCACAAGCGGAAGUCAACACUAUGGCAGUAACGACAACAGGUCAACACACCAAAGGUCGUAACAGCAACAAUGUAACAGUUGAGUUUCAGCCAGAUUUGUUGCCAGCUUAUGCAGGAAAUAAAAUCAACAGUAAACAACAUCAGCAUCAGCAGCAUCAACAUCAGGGAGAUCAACUGUAUAGUCCUGUUAUAACACCGGGUUCCAUUACUACUAACAAGACAAUAAAUAUGAUGGAAGACCAACAACAGCAGCAUCACCAACAUCUUGUUACGGCCCAUGCAACACUGCCAGUAAAUGCAACUAGUCGCAGCAAAUACAAUACCAGUGCUCAAGAGUAUUUACAGGCCAGAUUUGGAACGAUUACUAAAAAACAAACAAAAAGUCAAGAAAAACUUAAUACCAUAAAACGAGAAGCUCCAACUGUAACAGCACUGGCCACGGGCACAAGUUCUUUGACUAUAACACGAUCUUCCCCCAAUCCAACAGAUGCGGCGCUACAACAGACGGCCAGUCGUCAAACAAAAUCGUUAUUUUUGCCACAACGCACCGUUUGUAGUGCCACCACCACAGUCACACCCACCGAUACCAACAACUCCUACGAAUAUCGUCAACCUCCACCACCACCCUACAAUGCCACACAUCGUACGGCUGGCAAUUUGUUGUUGACACGACGCACCAGCAUAAAUCAACAUGACAACAACGAGGACAACAACAAGAAUAGCAAUACCAAGGAUCAAGGCUAUCGGGAGUUGGGUGGCUGCAGUGCCGUCGGCAUACCGCUCUAUGAAACUGCUAGACAAACAAUUGUUACUGCCUCACCUUCAAUGAAUUUUCCUACCACUAUAACGGGCUACAAUACAAAUACUGCUUCGCCAAGACGACAACUGCUGUGAUAAAUUUAAACAAAGUUGGAA
Messenger RNA from Calliphora vicina (urban bluebottle blowfly), 2747 nucleotides. RefSeq names its product kekkon 4 (gene kek4). The record is from RefSeq and is a predicted model, not a curated record. NCBI's taxonomy places the organism in Eukaryota, Metazoa, Arthropoda, Insecta, Diptera, Calliphoridae. Gene Ontology annotation, molecular function: protein binding. Bases 117 to 2726 code for a protein of 869 amino acids. The transcript is spliced from 2 exons.